AUGUUGGAUGAGCUGGAUAACGUCUUUGACGACCAUCCGUCAUUGGAUGCGUCGCUCGAGGACUUUGAGAACACAAGUAAUGCGCACCGUUCUCCGGUGUUUGGUCUACCGUCGCAACAUUCAGGAUUUCGGUCAGAGGAAUCAGAUGCUGAGGAAGAUGACAUGACUCCCAACGGGGAGCGUUGGUCUCCUCCAGGGUUUCAGAGGUAUGACUACGUUCAAGGCAGUGGCUGGUAUCGACAUCAGCCCUAUUUGCGCAAAAUCGAUCAGGAUCGAUUAGGACUAAAACCCACUGUGGGGCUCAGUCCGUCGCAAUCGCGGGAACCUAGCCCGCAGUAUGAAGACGCUCUUGAGGCCCCCAUGGCCGGUAAAAGAAGCAGCUCCACUGAUACAGGGGACCUUACGAUUGCUGCCAACGUUCCCUUGCCGAUUGACGCAGAGUCUCCGCACAAGGCUCGGUCUCCCAGUACAGGCCCGGCUCCGGGGACCAGUCCCGGCCCGGAAGGGUUAGAAUUUGGGUCGGAGAAUAAUAUAAGCAAUUGUAGGCUUUAUCUCGAUAUCCGGUUCGCUGUGCGCGCAGAAGUUCAGCAGCGCGAACCCUUUGUCGCAUUAUUUAGUUGCUUACGAUCCAAAUUCGAUAAGAUCACUAGCUCCAAAUCCAACACCACCAUUUCCAUUUUGAUAGCCCUACUAUCCAUAGCAUUCAUGCGCGCCUUGUUCUUACCCAGUGUGCCACAAGCAAUCCCUGACCUCGUAAAGCUGUCAGGCUUCGCGCGGUCUUUCGAGCCUCUGAUCUACUAUUCAGAGAAUGGCGUACAACAGAUUGGAACGUUGCAGGAGACCGGGGUUGCGGUCUGGGAUCUAAGCGAGUCGGUGCGUGGUACCAAUAUGACCAGUGCGCCGAUCAUAGUACGCCAGCUAGAUGAGCUGUCUGAGUCUCUAAAGUCUCUGUCUUUAGAGUUGACUCGCUUCUUCGCCAAUGUGGACUCGGACGUCGAUUCUAUAUUGCUUGUCAUGGAUUGGGCUAAACGGGAGCUGGAGACCCUGUCAUCCCAGCCGCCUAGUACACUGCCAUCUAUUAUGCUUGACAAUAUGCACGAUCUCCUGGCGCGACUCGGCACGCUGGAGCGUGUCACCAUCCCCGACGGGGAGGGAGUUGGCGGCGAGCUGACAAGCACUCCCACCACCUUUGGCCACAUUGUAACUGCGGUCUUUGGUCAAACGUCUGCCCAGCGCACGCGUUCUACUCUGACCCGGACCUUCACUGAAUUCUUGUCGGUACUAGAAGAGUCCAUUAAUAGUGAGCUGACGCACUCUACUGCGCUUUUCGCGCUCUUUGAAUCCAUCGAUCGCCAGUUCCUCAAUCUUCAGCGCACAGUGGUACGUGAGUCAGAUGCUCAAGAGCGUGCUGAAGGCGAAAUGCUCAGCUCUCUUUGGACCCGUGUCCUCGGACCUGACGCAGCCGUUGUGCGUAAGUACGAGAAGAACAAGCGAUUGCUCGCCAAUGUCCGUAGCCGGACGGUCGCCAACAAGCAUCUCCUCAUGGACCACCGCGGCCGGCUACUCACUCUUAAGGUCAAUCUCGAAACUCUACGGCGAAAGCUCGUCAGUCCGCUUGUUCGACGCAACGACUCCGUGAGCUUCGCUGGUGCUAUUGACACUAGUGGUAGUCGGAGUAAUGGCCGGAUGAUAGGGCCGGUCGAGGCUGUAAUUGAAGGCCAAAUCCGUGGACUAGAAGGCAGCUACGAUUACCUUCGAUCUGUCCGGGAGAAGCAGAAAGCCAAAUUAAUGGAGAUGGUGUAUGGAGCAGGACGAAAGCUACCAACUCACUCCAUGCUAGCCGAUGGAUCAGAUGACUCAGGGUCCGAUACUAUUGAGGGAAUCUGA
Molecule: messenger RNA, 1887 nt
Organism: Aspergillus alliaceus
Lineage: Eukaryota; Fungi; Ascomycota; Eurotiomycetes; Eurotiales; Aspergillaceae
Exons: 2
Coding region: 1-1887 (628 amino acids)
Source: RefSeq, a predicted model, not a curated record